Molecule: messenger RNA, 1007 nt
Organism: Andrographis paniculata
Lineage: Eukaryota; Viridiplantae; Streptophyta; Magnoliopsida; Lamiales; Acanthaceae
Product: membrin-11
Exons: 4
Coding region: 89-802 (237 amino acids)
Biological process (GO): vesicle-mediated transport; vesicle fusion
Cellular component (GO): SNARE complex; ER to Golgi transport vesicle membrane; late endosome membrane
Molecular function (GO): SNAP receptor activity; SNARE binding
Source: RefSeq, a predicted model, not a curated record
UUGCAAAACAGCCCCAUCGUGAUUCGACGGCGGAGAAGAAGACAUACAGACGGCCAGACGCUCAUCCAAUCAUUCCGACGGACCGGUGAUGGCGCUGGAAGGUGGGGGAGGAAGCUUGUCGGAGUUUUACUCUUCUUCUAAGCGGUUGUCUCUGAAGGUCAGGGAUGCCUUGGAGAGGCUGGAGCGUCUCGAGUACACGUCGUCGUCAUCGUCUUCACUUUCAUCCUCGGAUGUCGCCGUCGUUGGGUCCUCCAACGAUCAAGCGCCGGCAAUUCGAAGAGAUAUAAACCAGAUCCAGUCCUUGUGUGCCGACAUGGAUCGCCUCUGGCGCUCCGUACCGUCCAAGCCUCAGCGCGAUCUGUGGAAAAGAAAAGUGGAGCAAGUCAUCGAGGAGGCUGAAUCAUUUAGAGCUAGCCUGGAUAAAUACCAAACGAGGCAACACAAGCGAAUGCAAGAAGCUCGAGAGAGAGCCGAAUUGCUUGGGAGAGCUAGUGGUGACUCGCACGUAUUGAGAAUCUUUGACAACGAGGCACAAGCAAGGGAAUCAGCUCACAGAUCUUCAAGAUUACUGGAGGAAUCCUUGGCUACGGGAGUUGCAAUCCUUUCCAAGUACAGCGAGCAAAGGGAUCACUUAAAGAGAGCUCAAAGGAAAGCCCUGGACGUGGUGAAUGCGUUGGGGCUGUCGAACUCUCUGCUACGGCUGAUUGAGAGGCGGAAUCGAGUGGAUAAAUGGAUCAAGUAUGCAGGUAUGGUGUCAACAAUUGUCAUCCUGCUUGUGUUCUUGAGGUGGACACGAUCAUAGGAUCUUUAAGGUAUUUCUAUUCUACCCAUCAUCAAGUUUAGUUGAUUAUUAUAUAUUGUUGUCUGUUAUAAUCUUUUCGGUUACUAUUUAUUUUCCUUAAGUAUUACUACAGGUUAAACAGAAGCUCAUCUCAGUAACUCCAUUUAUCUUUUCCUUUAUCCGAGCUGUUUUGAGGAAUUGUUUUUCAACUUUUGAAUUUUUUUUU